Messenger RNA from Mizuhopecten yessoensis (Yesso scallop), 2433 nucleotides. Its product is annotated as calmodulin-A-like. Gene Ontology annotation, cellular component: myosin II complex. The record is from RefSeq and is a predicted model, not a curated record. Bases 805 to 1389 code for a protein of 194 amino acids. The transcript is spliced from 7 exons. Gene Ontology annotation, molecular function: enzyme regulator activity; calcium ion binding. Lineage: Eukaryota; Metazoa; Mollusca; Bivalvia; Pectinida; Pectinidae.
CAGACGGGAAUGUUGCCGCUGUCAAUGAUGUGUGUGCUAUCCCAGAACUCCCUUGUGAACACUGACGAUUAGUAUUUACGUGAAGGUAAUCUGGCCACUAUCUUACCGAGAUUAGAUCAACGAUCAUUUAUCGACAAGGAUGUCAAACACCAAUUGUUUAGUAAUGCCAAUGACUGACGGCAUCACCAGCUCCUAUUACACUGCUAUGUUUAGCCGCGGAGCGUUGACGCUAUCGAUCUUCAUUUGACGAUUAUCCACACCAUGCACAAACGAAUGUAGUUGACACACGUGCAUUUCUACGCCUUUCACCAAUCUACAGGUGCCUAAAAUUGUGUUACCCUUUCAUUAAAAUCUGUUGUAAUCUGUGAACCUAGAUGAAGAGGACAUUGCGCUACUGCUGCUCUGUCAGCGGCUGAAACCAGUAUGGCAUCCUGCAGUAGUAGCGCUGGCGUGUAGCAGGCAGAUCUGGGAAACCGCACACGGCUCUAACGCGCAUAGGUGUACUUCCACCUCCCCACACUAUACAUACAGCAUGACAGAUUUCAAAAAGAAAUAUGGCGUGUCAUCUUACUUGAAUGAAUAUGAACUUUAUCAUUGACUCCGACUAUAUCAGAGUGCUUUUACAGUUUUCACAGUAGCUUUAUGAGGAUGGCGACUAUCAUCUACUUGUGGACUAGUAAACCAUAUGAUUACCGUCGGGGAUGUAAUUAUUGAUGGUGUGCUCAUCGUUAUUGUCCAGUUCCUCAGCUGGAAUAUUUACACAAAUCAGGAAUUGUCACGGUACCAAGCUGCCAGCUGAUCGCUAUGAACACGGACACUGUGAUACUGACAGAUGAACAAGUAGCAGAAUUCAAGGAAGCAUUUACGCUGUUCGAUAAGGAUGGAGACGGAACGAUCACGACGAGCGAGCUAGGUACGGUGAUGCGAUCACUCGGACAGAACCCCACUGAGACUGAGCUCCAGGACAUGAUCAACGAGGUAGACGCGGAUGAGUUAACGUUUUACGGACCAAUACAGACCAACUGCUGUGGGCUAGGUAACGGCACAAUAGAUUUUGAAGAAUUCCUACAUAUGAUGGCGCGUAAGAUGAAAGAAACGGACAGCGAGGAGGAUCUUCGGGAAGCGUUUAGGGUAUUCGAUAAAGACGGAAAUGGUUUCAUCAGUGCCGCGGAACUACGUCACGUGAUGACGAAUUUAGGGGAAAAGCUGACAGACGAGGAGGUUGACGAGAUGAUAAAGGAGGCGGAUUUGGACGGUGACGGGAUGGUGAAUUAUGAAGAUUUUAUGGGCUAUACCACCGAUUUACUUACACAGAUAAAAAUUUGUUACCAUGAUGACAAUAAAAUGAAUUGCAGAGGUAAAAGUUUGGUCCAGGAGUAUGUUACGUAAUGGAGGAGUGGACCAUAUCACACAGCAUCAUUCCCUGAAUUGUGAUGACAUGAAAAGAUUCCAAUGGACUAGGGACUGAUAAACCUGAUGGAAAAGAUCCCCGGAUGUGAUCAUAUCACACAGUGACCUUGUCAUGUUGUUACAUGACAUUGGAUACACACAUUCAGAGGCCCCGAGGAAUUUAGAAGUUGUUAUCGAACAAGACAUGCGAGUCUGUUUGUAUUUGUGUUGUUUUAAGUUAUAUUUUAAAGUGACAUACGUGACAUAGAGACGCCUGUCUGAUUAUAUAGCGUAUAGACUGAAAGCCCGCACUGUUGGUGAGAUACGAGGGUAAUGGCGUACUACUCUAUGAGUGGCCCGCACUUUGGUAAGAUACGACGGUAACGGCGUACAACCCUAUGUGUGGCCCGCACUGUUGGUAAGAUACGACGGUUACGACGUACAACCCUAUGUGUGGCCCGCACUUUGGUAAGAUACGAAGGUAACGGCGUACAACCCUAUGUGUGGCCCGCACUGUUGGUAAUAUACGACGGUAACGGCGUACUACCCUAUGUGUGGCCCGCAUUGUUGGUAAGAUACGACGGUAACGGCGUACUAGCCUAUGUGUGGCCCGCACUGUUGGUAAGAUACGACGGUAACUACCCUAUGUGUGACCCGCACUGUUGGUACAAGUAAGAUACGACGAUAAGAGCGUACUACCCUAAGAGUGACCUGCACUGUUGGUAAGAUACGAGUAAGAGCGUAUUGCCCUAUGUGUGGCCCGCACUUUUGGUAAGAUACGACGGUAACGGCGUACUACCCUAUGUGUGGCACGCACUGUUGGUAAGAUACGACGGUAACGGCGUAUUACCCUAUAUGUGGCCCGCACUGUUGAUAAGAUACGAUAGUAACGGCGUACUAACCUAUGUGUGGCCCGCACUGUCGGUAAGAUACGACGGUAACGGCGUACAACCCUAUGUGCGGCCUGCACUGUUGGUAAUUUACGACGGUAACGGCGUACAAACCUAUGUGCGGUCUGCACUGUUGGUAAGAUACGACGGUAAC